Messenger RNA from Miscanthus lutarioriparius, 1368 nucleotides. The record is from the annotation of a GenBank genome assembly. NCBI's taxonomy places the organism in Eukaryota, Viridiplantae, Streptophyta, Magnoliopsida, Poales, Poaceae.
AUGAAGGUCCUGGUGCUCCUUCUCCUGCUCUCUGUGUGCUCCUCGCUGGCGCUCGCAUGGCAAACGGACACGGGCUCCGUCUCCGGGGCCGGCCGGCCGUACCACUACGGCGAGGAGAGCUUCCGGCACUGGACGCGGUCGCGGCAGGGACGGUUCAGGGUGCUGGAGCGGUUCACCCACGAGCUGCUGGAGGACGCCGUGGGCAACUACCGCGUCGCCGAGCUGGAGGCCGCGCCGCGCGCGUUCCUGCAGCCCAGCCACUACGACGCCGACGAGGUGAUGUUCGUCAAGGAAGGCGAGGGCGUAGUCGUGCUCCUCCGCGGCGGGAGGAGGGAGUCGCUCUGCGUCAGGGAGGGCGACGUCAUGGUCAUCCCCGCGGGCGCCGUCGUGUACUCCGCCAACACGCACCACUCGGAGUGGUUCCGCGUCGUCAUGCUCCUCUGCCCCGUCUCCACCUCUGGACGCUUCGAGGAGUUCUACCCCAUCGGAGGCGAGAGCCCGGAGUCGUUCCUCGGCGUCUUCAGCGACGACGUAAUCCAGGCGUCGUUCAACACUCGCCGGGAAGAGUGGGAGAAAGUGUUUGAGAAGCAGAGCAAGGGCGAGAUCACGACGGCGUCCGAGGAACAGAUCCGGGAGCUGAGCAGGUCCUGCUCACGAGGAGGCCGCAGCAGCCGCGAGGGUGGUGAGUCUGGUUCUUCUUCUUCCAAGUGGGAGAUCAAGCCGUCCAGCCUCACGGGCAAGCGGCCGACCCACUCCAACAGCCACGGCAGGCACUACGAGAUCACCGGCGAUGAGUGCCCGCACCUCCGGGUGCUCGACAUGAAAGUCGCCCUGGCAAACAUCUCCCGUGGUUCUAUGAUGACGCUGAGCUACAACACCCGUGCCCACAAGAUAGCCAUCGUCGUGGACGGCGGCGAAGGCUACUUCGAGAUGGCGUGCCCGCAUGUCUCCGGCGGCCGGUCGUCGCAGCGCCGGGAGCGCGAGCGCGGCAGGAGGGAGUGGGGCAGAGAGGAAGAGGAGGAGCGGGAGGAGGAGCAAGGUGGCCGCGGGCAGAAGUCGAGAAGCUACAGGCAGGUGAAGUCCCGCAUCGAAGAGGGCUCCGUCAUCGUGAUCCCGGCGGGGCACCCGACCGCGCUGGUCGCCGGCGAGGACAAGAACCUCGCCGUCCUCUGCUUCGAAGUGAACGCCAACUUCGACGAGAAGGUGUUCCUGGCGGGCAGGAACAGCGCGCUGCAGCUGAUGGAUGGGCCGGCGAAGCUGCUGGCGUUCGGGGCGGACGACGAGGAGGUGGUGGACCGUGUCCUCGGAGCACAGAAGGAUGCCGUCUUCCUGCGCGGGCCCCAGAGCCGCAGGGUCUCGUCGGCGUAA